This is a messenger RNA of Diorhabda carinulata, 682 nucleotides long. Its product is annotated as succinate dehydrogenase assembly factor 4, mitochondrial-like. Gene Ontology annotation, biological process: mitochondrial respiratory chain complex II assembly. NCBI's taxonomy places the organism in Eukaryota, Metazoa, Arthropoda, Insecta, Coleoptera, Chrysomelidae. The coding region runs from base 266 to 619 and encodes 117 amino acids. The record is from RefSeq and is a predicted model, not a curated record. The transcript has 3 exons. Gene Ontology annotation, cellular component: mitochondrion.
AGUGAACCCAUAGGUACUGAGGAGAGAAGAGAGCCGGACUGUUGAUAAGCUGUCAAAAUAAUUAAUUAUUAUCUAUAGUUGCUAGCGUUGUCAACUUUUAAUUUUUUUACCUAAAUACUAUAUCUUUUAUUGCGCAAUGUGAGUGAUGAAAAACAAAUAUGAUUUGAUAGAUAAUUUGUCAAAUGCAUUUCAUUGUCAUUUAUUUGAAAAAAAUGGAGAUCUAAAACAUAAUAGUCAAUCUACGAAAAUCAAGUAAUUGUUCAAAAUGAGCAUUAUGAUGUAUGUGCUGAGAUCAAUGAAAAAUUCACCAUUUUCUCCGACUUAUUCAGCAUGGGAAAGAAGUGUAAACAAAUUUUCGUCUACAAAAGAUUCAGUUUCUCCUACUUCCAAAAAUACGACUUCAUCAAGAAUGGAAGAAUUUAGAAAGAAACUUCAACAAAAAACUCCAAUUGGAAAAUUAGAUGAACAAAUUGGAAAACAUCCUAAUGAAGAAGAAGAACCAUUACCACCUUGGCCUGACAAUACCAAUCCACACACAGGAGAGAUUGGUGGCCCUAGAGGCCCCGAACCAACUAGAUAUGGAGACUGGGAGAGAAAAGGAAGAGUGUCAGAUUUUUAGUUCAAGAUUGAAGUGAUCCAGUUUAUUUUAUAAAGUUGAUAUUUAUUAUACAAGAUUAUUAAA